AUGGCCCCUAAACCAGCCGAGCAGAUACGACAUGAACUAGUUUUCAGUGAAUUCUAUAACGCACCGGCUAAGUUCUGUCCUGAAGGGAGUUUAGAUAAACUCAUGGAAAAGGAGUUCAUUUUGCGGGCUUUGUCAAAGCGGCCGGCUAACAUUAGCCCCGAACGCUUGGAAAAAACCACAACAUUUAUCUCAGAGAAAGCUCGAAGAAUUUUCGCUAUCUGGAUCUCGAUCGGCUUCAGAUACAAGCUCUAUGAAGUGAUGGAGCUUUUUAUGAACAACAAAGCCUGUGACGCCGGGCUGCCCUUUACAGAAAAAGAGUUAUCUAAGAUUACUGUUGAGUCGUUGCAAGAUGAUGAAGACUAUUGCGAAGCCGUCGAUGUCACCAACUUCUUACUAAGGCAGUGGGAGUUUUGCGCACCAGUGUUUUCUGCAGAGAAAGAGAAUCACGAUGUGGACGAGAAGGCAAUCUUACCCUUCACUGAAAAACAUUCAACAACGGCCAGAGAAGGAGCGUUUGGCGAAGUUAUGAAGUAUGCCAUACAUAAGUCUCACAUCCAUACUGAAAAAUUGAACAUCACUGACAUAUAUGACCUGAACAAGAUGCCCAGGCCCAAGUAUGUCGCAGUUAAACGGAUCAAGCUAGAAGCUCGAGAAGAUAAGGAAAUAAACAUUACUGGCUGGGAGAAAGAAGUAAGGGCGCUUUGGAAAAUGAGAGAGUUUAACCAAGAGCACAUCGUCAAGUUCAUCACAGCCUUCCGCCGGAAGGAUGAGCACUAUUUGAUCCUCGAAUGGGCCAACGGUGGGAACCUCAGAAAUCUCUGGGAGAGUUUUAGGCGCGAGCUGUCUCCUGAGCUAAUUAAGGACGCUUUUGGGCAGCUUCUUGGUCUAUCUGAGGCACUCAGUCAAGUUCAUCAGCCUGAGCUCAAAGACAAGUGGCCAAAUAGACAUUUUCGCCAUGGGGACCUGAAGCCAGAGAACAUUCUUUGGUUUAGGGAUUCGAACGACCCAAGGAAAAUAGGCACGCUUAAAAUUGGCGACUGGGGUCUUGCUAAGCAGCAUCAGGAUCUGACUCAGGUGCGGACCAAGAAGACGUCCACAGGUUUCGGAACACGCCUCUAUGAGCCACCAGAAGAGGUCACCGUCAAGAACAACAAUCUUUUGGUUCCGGAUCCGAAGGAUCCCAAUGGUAAAACUGCCAGGAAGCGAUCUAGACUUUAUGAUGUCUGGGCAAUGGGCUGUAUCUGGUUCGAGUUCUUGGUCUGGCUUAUGUAUGGCCAAGAUGGCUUAGCGAGGCUCAAGUCGGGAUUUGAUCGCGUGAAAAGUGACUUUAUCCGCUUCUACGAGAUUGACGAGAAAGACGUUGCCAAGGUUCACAGGGUCGUCAAGGAAUGGAUGGACCAUAUGGCCGAAGACAAAGUCUGUAAGGUUGGACAGACUGCUUUGGGCGAUCUACUUGAGCUUAUCAGAGAUCGCCUAUUGGUGGUCGAACUUCCAGAUGGAUUUGGAUCUGCGGUCGACCUUUCGAGCCAGCCUCGACCGAGUAGUCAGCCCUUGGCUUCCAGGCAACAAACUCAAGGUCCCUCCGUUUCAGAAAACCCGCAAGCACCACUAAGCAUCCCUGGCAUCAAGGUGGAAGACACAGAGGCAGCAAACGAUCAGAGCCUUCCAAGGACACAAGAGGAUUUUGUUCCGAAGCCACUACCAACAAAUCGGAAGCGACGCAUCCGUUCUGCUGAUCUUUACGACCAAAUGGCCAUUAUCGUGAGUGAGGACAACCUAGUGAAUAACGCACAGUAUUGGCUUUCAGGUGCCCCCCGCUCCCCUCUAGGCGAUACUACUCGUGACACAGGGCGCAGGAAUGAGACAUCGACCGCGCAAUUUCCCAGCAGCCCGAGCGGAGGUUUGUCUGUGACACAGGCUCAGACAUUAGCAUUGACAGAAAGACUAGACGAGGAUUGGAAGCGCAUCAUUGACAACGACAUGGCGGACUCUAUCAUGUCGUCGCUUAAGGCUAAAGGCCUGCUUGACGCAAAUAUUCCUGAACCUGCAAAGCUAUGCCAAAUUUGUCGAACAUUCAGAAACGACGUUUGGAGGCCGAUCUUCAGCAUUUCCUACACCGUGGAGCAUCUGGAACGCAAUUCCAGUUCAAACGCUUGUGGUUUAUGUAGCGUGUUGCUGAAGCUAACUCAGCAGGCUGGAAACAAAAGUCCAUUUGUCCAUCUUUCCCGGGAGCGAUCGACUAUCCUCCUGAAUAGCUACACACCAGUUGCAACUUUGUUCCGAAGUUCUGACCUGAAAACUGAAAUCGACAGUCAGAUACAAGUCGGCCUACCUACUAGGCCUUCAGCUGGCAGCACCGCAUACCUAGACAUUAUCCGGCAAUGGCUCUUGACUUGCGAUGAUUCGCAUAGUAUGUGUCGCCGAGACUCUAACAACUUCGGCAGCUCGGGCACAAGCAAGAGGUUGCCAACCAGAGUCAUUGCUGUUGGCAAGGAUGGCAACGAAAAGGUCCGUCUCAUCGAGACUGACUCCAGCAACGAGGGAGAAUGGGUAGCCUUGUCUCACCAGUGGGGUACGGGCACUCAGUUUCGUACUCUGAGAACAAAUGUUGACGCCCAUCGCGCCGGUAUCAGUAUGGAAGAACUUCCAGCGACUUUCAGGGAUUCUGUCAUCAUGACACGAGCCCUUGGUUGUCCCUAUCUAUGGAUAGAUUCUAUAUGCAUCAUCCAAGGUCCUGAUGGCGACUUCAGCCAGGAGGCAAAGCGAAUGGAACAGGUUUACAGUGGUGCAUAUUGCGUGCUUGCUGCAAGCCGCUCUCCUGGCCACUCCGCAGGCUUCCUUGGGCCGCGGAAGGAAGCCUUGAGCGUUACACUGCGUGGAGAAGGCUCAGAACCAUUCUAUCUUCGCGAGAUCAUCGAUGACUUCCAGUCCCAUGUCUUGGAAGGAUCUCUAAAUGGAAGGGGCUGGGUCUUGCAAGAGCAUGCGCUUGCACGCCGGACCAUUUACUUCACGGAACAUCAAACCUACUUUGAAUGUGGCGAUGGUGUCCAUUGCGAGUCUAUCCAACGAGCGACCUUCUUGGGCGAUCCAAACUUCCCCCUGUUGAUGAUGGAAGCCGACAGAGGUGCCAAGAUCCUUGGGUACCAAGAUCUCUACAAGCUGUACUCUGGGCUUGCUCUAACGCGCCCAUCUGACCGACCAUGGGCAAUCAACGGUCUUCAAGAACGAAUUAUCUCGGCCCUGCAGAUACAAGGACAGUUUGGUGUUUUCUUCGAAGACCGGCCAGGAGGUCGUCGCCGUGGUCUCCUUCGCCGAAGUCUACUCUGGUGUCGUUCCGAAACAGUCGCGUCUCUCGAUCGCAUCUCAUUCCCAGCCGGCUCAGGUGCUCUCAUGGUCCCUUCGUGGUCGUGGAUGGCUUACAGUGGUAGCAUCGAUUAUAUUGCGGCUGAGUUCGGCGGCACUGAAUGGGAACCCUUGCAAAGCCAAUGGGACUCUGGUGAUGAAAGAACUGAUAGCGGUGUCCUGGUAGGCCUAGCGAGAGACUACGAUGUUGAAGAUACGGACUCAAUGCUUGUUUUUGACUCGCCGCUGGAUGUCAAGAAGGCAGGGACCCUAUGCAUUGUGCUUGGAAAGCAGAAAGGGGAUAUGUCCUAUUUUGAGAAAGUCCAUUAUGUGCUACUGGUGCAACCGAUGCCGCCUUUGAGCGAUACUCGAAGGACAUCUUAUGAGCGAGUGGGUGCUGGUACUUUACUCGGAAAAUGUAUCAAGGGAGGCAAAAGGGAGGUGUAUGUUUAUUAG
This is a messenger RNA of Fusarium musae, 3798 nucleotides long. RefSeq lists its product as uncharacterized. Bases 1 to 3798 code for a protein of 1265 amino acids. Gene Ontology annotation, biological process: protein phosphorylation. Lineage: Eukaryota; Fungi; Ascomycota; Sordariomycetes; Hypocreales; Nectriaceae. The transcript has 5 exons. Gene Ontology annotation, molecular function: protein kinase activity; ATP binding. The record is from RefSeq and is a predicted model, not a curated record.